GCGUGUAAAUAUUUAUAAAUAAUAACAAUAGGAAAUAUCGCGUGGUCACGAUUAUAUGUGUAUUUAGAAAUUACAUAAACGUAUUAUUUGUGAAAUGGAAGAUUUUUAGGGAAAGUUUAUCAGACAGAGCCCGGCUUUAUUUAGGAAAAUUGUAAACAAAAAGACUAAAGAGCAGACAGUGGUGAUGCUCAGCAACACAUAAAAGAAGAUGAUCCGAAUCGCUGCUCUUAAUGCAGCCUCCGAGACUGCAGAUGAGCAUGAGGAUCACUUCAAAAGUACUAAGCCUAGUCAAACCAAGGAAGCUCAGGAAGCAGAGGCGUUUGCGUUGUACCACCGAGCUCUCGAUCUGCAGAAGCAUGACAGGUUUGAGGAGUCAGCCAAAGCCUAUCACGAACUCCUCAAGACGCCGCUGCUUAAGGAGGCGGUGCCGUCUGAAGAUGAGAAGGUCGGGCUGAAGCACCCGGGUCUGAUGCUAAAAUACUCCACUUAUAAAAACCUGGCUAGCCUCGCCGUGCUCAGGGAUGACUUGGACACGGCUACAGACUUCUACGUGGAGGCUGUCAUGCUGGACUCCACCGAUGUGAACAUGUGGUAUAAACUGGGUCAGGUGGCUCUGAGGAGAGUGAGCAUCCCACUGGCUCGGCAUGCCUUCGAGGUGGGACUGCGUUGUAACCCUGACCAUUGGCCGUGCCUCGACAGUCUCAUCACCGUCCUGUACACGCUCAGCGACUACAGCUGUUGCCUGUACUACAUCUGCAAGGCUCUGGAGAAGGAUAUGGGCUACACUAAAGCCUGGGUCCUGAAGGAGAAGAUCUUCGAGGAGCAGCCCUGCCUUAGACAAGACUCCAUGAAGUUAUUCUCGAAACUAGAUAUGACGAUGCACUACAGUGAUGCAGACGAAGAGGAGGCUCACAGUAUUGUAGAGGAGGCGUUAGAGCUGAGAAGACAGAGGCAAGCGAAACUGGCACAACCUCCUCUGCAAGACCUACAGCUGGUGGAGCCCAUCAAACGCUUUACUUGGAAGAAUGUAGGCGAGAGCUUCCUGGCCAUGUACAAGCACCAAAACGAGUGCCUGGUUCCACGACCUGACUUUGGUCGCCGAAUCGACCUCAGCAUGUACCGUGAUCCAGACAGCGUUCUCCAGACACCUUCAGAAGUCCAAAUAGUCCCAGACACAGAGUCACCCCAGUCCUCCACCUCUGUUCCUGCACCUGAGCCUCUUCCACUACCUCCAGCAGACUCCAGCAGCCCCAGUGCCAGCCAAUCCCUGCCCUCUGAGUGCCCUCCUCAACCACAGCCUCAAAGCAGCAGCAGCAUAGUCAGCCAGAGCGCCAUAGAUGUUGUCACUGUUGCUGUAAGCACUACUCCUGCUCCUGCUGUUUUGAAUGGUAGUGCUACUGCUGUUCCUCCUGUGGGCACUACUACCACUGUUGCUGCUUCUGCCAACCCUGCUGCACCCCCUGGUGUUCUUAUUACAGUUCUGGACUCGCCUCUGAACGACAAAGCGAAGAAGACCACAAAGAGGAAGAGAACGAUAGAUGACUCCGGAGAGACGGCCAAGAGGAGGUCUGCACGCGUUCGCAACACCAAAAGCAAGAAGGAAGAAAAGAUUGACUUCCAAGAGCUGCUACUUAAAUUUCUACCACCUCGGUUGAAGAAGUUUAAUGCUGAUGAGGAUGAGGAAAGCUUCAUGGAUACACAGUGUGAGGUGAAGCCCAGCUCCAAGCUCAACCAGGGCACUGGGUCAAAUCUCUCUGAUUACAUCAGCUCAGCGGAGAAAGAGCAUGAGGAAGUGCAUUCCUUCCUGCUUGCCAACAUGGAGAACGGCGGCAUCCUGGAACUCCUCAUGCGCUACUUGAAGGCAAUAGGGCAAAAGUUUCUGGAAGAGUGGCCCAGCGGAUUAAGCGGAGUGGUGAUGGAGAUUUACAAUUGCUGGAGGCGACACAGCGCAGGCCUGCCCAAUCCACUUCUCCGAGACUCCAACAACCGGCACAUCAAGGAGACGAUGAUGAUGAGUUUGUCAUGUAUGGAAAUGCAGCUGGAGCAGUGGGUCCUCAGUAAGGGAAAGAACACGUCUCAGAGGAGGAAUGUGUCAGGACACGGGGCCGACCACAGCGAGCUGGACAGCCAGGAGAAUCGCUUCCUGACCGAUCUGUACAUGCUGGUCAUGGCGUCCUCUCAGACAGAUGUGUUCGAGCAAGACUGGCUGUCCUUCGCCGUCAGAGUGCACUGGCUCAAAGCUCGGCACCUCGCUUUUCAGGGUGAUAUGGAGGAGGCAUUGGAGCGUUAUGAUGUGUGUGUAGGGCUCCUGAAGAGCCAGUCUCGCACCAGUGAUGGAGACAAACUCAUUAUCCACAUGCCUAACCUUUGUGUGGAUUCAGACAUUUCUGUCGAGGAGAUUGAGAAGAAACUAAAGUCUCUGGAGAGGUGCCAGUCACUGGAGGAGAUUCAGAGGCUUUUCGAGGCUGGCGACUACCAGUCAGUGGUGAGGCUACUCCAACCCACGCUGAGCUACGGGCCCAGCUCAGCACGGCCUAAGCCACUGGAGUAUGUCAGCUCAGCCCCGGAGAGACCAGCACAGCUGCUACUGCUUCAGAGCUCCUUGCUUCGCGUGAAGGAUUACGCUCAGUGUCUGGAGAGUACUGAGGUGGCCCUGAAUGAGGCCAUGCAGCACAUCAACGUCUUGAUACCCAGCAGUCCAUCUGCUAAGGAGGAGUGGGUCGCCACAGUCACGGCCAUGCUGCGGGGAAUCGAACAGUGCAUCACAGAAGAUCCGCACCUUCUCACCAGAACACCACCUGCUACCAACCUGCCUCGCCUCGCCAAUAACCUCAUACAGCUAAUAGCCUGCAGCAUGGUGUUGCCAGACGACCAUCACUUCUCCUCCAUGCUGCCGUGGAUGCUGCUCUACCACCUGCUCAAGCCGGACGAGGCAGAGCUCGACUGCUCACUCCGCCAGCACCAAGCUGAUGACGAUGACGACGAGUACGACAAUCCCCUCUUGCCAUCAUCUCUGGCGUUAUUAAACACGGCGCAUGAGUCCCUGGGCCGUCGCUCCUGGUGCUGCAACUCUGAUGGCGCUCUGCUCAAGUUUUUCGUGCGCAUUCUGCAGCAGAAGCUCCCUGAAGCAAAUUCACUGCCUUAUAAGGAGGACUUGGAGAUGGCACUGGAGCAGUGCUUCUACUGCAUGUAUGCCUACCCAAGCAAGAAGAGCAAAGCACGCUACCUGGAGGAGCACUCUGCACAACAGGUCGAGCUGCAGUGGAGUGACGCGCUCUUCUUGUUCGAGUACUUCAAGCCCAAGACCCUGCCAGAGUUUGACAGCUAUAAAACAAGCACAGUGUCUGCAGAGCUAGCCAACCUGCUAAGGAGGCUUUGCGCAAUCAUCCCUUCCUCCGACGAGCCUACGCUCUCCGUCGACGAAGUGUCAGCCUACAUAGAGGGAGGAACGCUCAAGGCACCUUCGCUCCCAGAAGGAACCCCUCCAGCACCCCUUCUGGUCAAUGAGCUGUACUACUUGUUGGCUGACUACCACUUUAAGAACAAGGAGCAGGCCAAAGCCAUUAAAUUUUACAUGCACGACAUCUGUGUGUGCCCCAACAGAUUCGACUCCUGGGCAGGGAUGGCCUUGGCCCGGGCCAGUCGCAUUCAGGAUAAGCUGAACUCGAACGAGCUGAAGAGUGACGGUCCGGUGUGGAAGCACUCACUCGCCGUGCUGACAUGCUUUAAGCGGGCACUGGAGAUCGACAGCUCCAACCUCAGCCUGUGGAUCGAGUAUGGCACCAUGUCCUACGCCCUGCACUCUUUUGCCUCCAGACAGCUCAAGCAGUGGAAGAACGAGAUGCCCCCGGAUCUCACCAAAUUGAUGGAGGAACGCAAGAAUUCGAUGCUGGAGACGGCGUAUAAGUGCUUCCAGAGUACAUCCACAUGUGGAGUAGACUGUAUAGAGGAAGAGUGGCUUAUACACUACAUGCUGGGCAAGAUCUCUGAGAAACGCAAGUUACCACCCAAAGAAUAUUUAAAGCUCUACAAACAGUCUGCUCAUUUUCUUCAUGAGGAAGCUGCAAGGUAUCCCCGAAAAAUCCACUACCACAACCCACCUGAUCUGGCCAUGGAGGCGCUAGAACUGUUCUUCCGUACAUCUGCCACUAUUUUGAAACUGUUAGAGAAAGAGGAUGACGAGGACGAGUCAGAGCAGAAGGGCCAUCUGGACUACGAGCUCUUCUUUAACAUGCUAACCGAUGCUGCUAUCGGCCCUUUCGCCCGCGGAGAAGAGAAGAGCUUGCCUAAAACAAGUGACAAGGAAAAACUCUCUUCUUUGAACGAUGAAGACUCCCACUCCUCCUCAGCGGUGACGGCGUUGAUGGCAACAAACUCUACAGCGACAGCCGUGCCUAUGACGACAUCGUUGCCCGGCGGCGGUGCGGCAGGUGUGACUUCCCCCCCGUGCGUGGUCACUCCGCUCGACCACGAUUACGCCAAACGUAAAAAGCUGCAGCAGAGGCAGGGGCAGCCGCAGGACGCCCUGUACAGGAAUAAAACACGCCAGAUCGCACACCUACCCUCAGCAAACCUCUCUCACGACCACGAUUACUGCGGGUCUGGGUGUGCACCUUCUUUUCGAGCAGGACCUGCGUAUGAGCAAAGUCAGGACAGCGUGGCAGCGCUAUCGGACUCCAGCUCCCUGCAGGACGUGUUCCUGGACCCCACCAGCUCACAGGACAGCACUCACAAGAUGGAUUCUGUGAAAUGUCAGGCAUUUACUGAAGACCCAAACACGCUUAUGAAAGACAAAGCGGUCUCCGUGGAAGUAACAGAGGAGAAGCACAUGGACGUCGGCUCCACCGCGAUCUCCCAGGAGUCCUCAGACACCACUCUGUUCAUCACAUCUCCCGAUACGUCUGUCCCCAAACCUCCGGCUCCGGACACGCCCACCCACGCACCGACCUCCCUGGUGCGCCCUGCCCCCCGCCGGCCCGAGCCGCCCGCCCCACCCGAGCUGCUGGAAGUGCCCAGGUGUUUGCCGACAGGCCGGGUAGAGCAGAGAAAGGUGCUGGUCGACAUGUGUGUCAGAGCUCUGUUCCUGUGCCUCAACCGCUUCCCCCAGCAUUACAAGAGCCUGUAUAGACUCGCCCACCUGUACGCCUGCAGCAAGACUCACAAGAAUCUGCAGUGGGCAAGGGAUGUGUUGCUAGGAAGCAGUGGCCCAUGGCAACAGCUGAAGCACAUGCCUGCACAAGGACUUUUCUGUGAGAGAAACAAAACCAAUUUGUUCAACGGCAUCUGGCGUAUCCCAGUAGAUGAAAUCGAUCGCCCGGGUAGUUUUGCAUCUCAUAUGAACAGAUCCAUCGUGCUGCUGCUGGAUGUUCUGUCUCAGUUAAGGGAUCACGACACCUUGCUGAAGAUUUCCCUCAUGCUCCACAGAAACCCUGACCAGGGAAAGAAAUAUUUGCGGGAUGUGGACCGGCAGGUCUUGGCAAAGCGCGCCUUUUUCUUCACUGUGAAAGUGCUGGAGGACAAUCUGGAUAAACUCACUGCGGUGUCUGAUCCUUCUCCUAAGCCUUCUACUUCCUCCAUAAGUGAAAUGACCACAGCCGACGUGUCCAGCCGGCCUCCCGCUACAGAGGACGCCAAACCCUCUCAACCCGUUAAACCAUGCCUUCCGGACUCGUCCUCGACGCCAUGCAUCGAUAUCACAAACACAGGACCUUCCCAGCCUAUGGCUCCUCUUUCUCAACCUACUCUAGAACCAGGAAAUCAGAACCAGGGCACAUCAGCUCUCAGUUCUCAGCAGCCCAGAGACGUUAUCUCCACCCCGGUGGAGCCGAUGGAACUCGAACCUGGAACAUGGACAGGUGCUCCGAAACCAGGUCCCCCACAGUCAAUCACCGAGGGUGUCGGUGUUUCGCACGAGCAUGGAACCCCCAGGUCUGCAGCCGAGGGGACGGAGAGACGCCUGGACAGCGCUCGGACUCCGGAGCUCUCUCUAGAAGAGCUAAGCAUCAGUUCCAAACAGCAGCUGAUGCAAGUUCAAGCGAGCGCAGUCCAGAGAGGAGCUCACGCUAUGAGCGCAGUGCGACCAAACAGGAAGAGGAAGCUGCUGGAGGAUGUCGAGUCGGGUAAGACGCUCCUAUUGGACGCGUACAGAAUGUGGCAGCAGGGGCAAAAAGUCAUGGCCUAUGACCUGGGACGCAUCGAAAAGAUAAUGUCAAAGACGUACAUGCUAAUCAAGCAGGUGGAUGAGGACGUGGCGUUGGACCAAGCCGUGAAGUUUUGCCAGGUUCAGAUGGCAACAUCAGCACAAAGACAGAAUUCCAGUGACACACCAAUCACCCCUAAGGCCAGUAAAGACCACAGAGACAUCUUCUUCCCUGCUUCCGUCUCCACGCCAUGUCUCCACACACACGCCCAAACGCUACCUGCUCAAGAGCAUGAGGCCAAGCUGAGCAAGAAUCCACGGCCUCUUCACACACACUCGCACUCUCAUACAGCCGGCACGCCGACGCAGAUGUAUUGCCCGCCUCAGGGCCAGCAGGACCAGGCACCGCCCCGGACGACACCCAGCCAGCCAAUAGCAGGCGUGGCGUUUUUACACCACACAGUAGACAGAGAAGCCUCAGCCCCAGAAGGUCUGGCAUACAGACAGCAGGAGUCUCAUUUGUGUCAGCAGAUGAAGAUGGCCACAGUGUCCCAGAGUCACAACACACAGGAGUGGAGCAGUCAGGAAGCUGCAACCUGCUCAACACACACCGACACUGAAAGCGCGGAUCAGUCGAAGCAGGGCGACGCAAGCCGGAUCCGCUCCAGAAUCCCUCCCAACAUGCCCAAGCUGCUCAUCCCCUCCACAGCCACCAAAUUCCCCCCUGAGAUCACAGUCACGCCUCCGACUCCAACGCUGCUCUCCCCCAAAGGCAGCAUCUCCGAGGAGACCAAACAGAGGCUCAAGAACGUGAUCUUGGCGUCUCAGUCCGCAGCUAACGUGAAGAAGGACACUCUGACUCAGCCGGUGCUGGAGGUACAGGAGACGUCCAGCCAGGAGUCGUCCCUCGAAAGCGAGACGGACGAAGAGGAAGAUUGGAUGGACAUUUGAGUUCUCAAACCCUAUUUGUUUUUCUGUUUACUCGUUUAUUUGCUCGUUCUUUUUGUCUCAGACUUUAUGAACCGUUUGCAUCUGUGCACUUCGCCCCAUCCCGUCAUCCUGCAGCAGUAUGCACGUUAUUUCCGCAAAAGGGCUUUUUCCUCAACGCUCGAUGAUGUCCUCUCGCUACAUGCACACUGUGUUGUCUUUUUCUCCUCACUAUUGGCGAGGGUUUUUUUUGUUUGUUUUUGUUUUUUUUGCAGUGAUGCUGCAAAGUUUGUGUGACCAGCUUUACCCCACCCGUCGGAGGCUUUAACAGUCCUAUGCACACAGCCAGUUUAAUGCAAGGCACUUAUAAUUACAGCCCAUGAAGCGUUUGGUCAGAAAGUGUUUUCCUUUUCCCUUUCUUCUUUUUGUUUUGACUUUAAUCGAAGUGAGUUUACAUCGAAUGAGGUGCUUAAACUCAUGACGUGAAUAUUUGCUCUGAUGCUGUCAAGCAAGCAAGCAUGCAAGCACUAAAACCCUGCCAGAAUUUUGUGCGUAUAUAAAUAUAUAUGUAUAUUUUGUGUGUGUUUGUGUGUGGAGAUUGUAGGGUGGAUAUUGUGUCACCCUCAAUGAAGCUUAUCGCUUUGAUCAUUGGCUGUCUUUCUUGUGUGACACGUCCAGUGCAAAAACAGCAUGAGUUUACAGUUUCCUGUAGCGCUAAUUACAUAUUUUUAAAAGAGUUUCUACACGUUUUUCACCAAAGUAUAUUUCUGACUGACAGUCUAAUUAUGUGUAUCUUAAGAGUUCACAAAGUGAGCCACUUGAUAGUCUUAUUAUGAAACACCCGUUUUUAUAAUUGGAUUUUUGUUUUGUUUUUUAAAUCAUGACAAAACAUUUUUUUUGAUCAAAUAAGCUCUUGUAAUGACUAUACUCAUGUAUGUGUUAUGUGAAAUCGUGUUACGUCUACAAUGGCAAAUUUCUUUUGUAAUAAAUCGUAGCUGGGAGUUUGAGUUUUAAACACGCAGGUUUGAGUCCUGCCACCAGCACUAACCCUGAAGAGGUUUUUCAUCUUCAACAGUAUGUACUUCUGUAACCGAAUCACGCUAAGGUAUCCGGUCAGUUUGCUUUAAAUCAGUGCAGCUUCUCAUAAUCAAGUGUCCAGCAUCAUAUCAACGUCAAGGUCUCAUCAUCAGUAAUACAGUAUAUAUUUUAAACAAAGAAAGAGAGAGUUUUUUUUUUUUUUGUGGGACUGAUGACUUUGACUGAGACAGACCUUGCUAUGAUCCUGGACACGUGGCAUUAGAAGCUGUAGAGCAUUGCGUGCAUGUUCAAAGAGGAAAUGUAUAUAUAUUUUUUGAAAAACAGAAAGCACAAGAUGUGUUGUGCUCAGCCUUCCCCUGCACAUAACAUCUGGACAUCAUAUGGACCUCCUUCCUAAACAGCCGAAUGUUGUGCUUUUGGAUUUUUUUUUAAUUAUUAAACUGUAGUUUUUCUACAAAUGGAUGGAUUCAUUCCCUCCUGUAUUUUUCUGGUUAUUGAAUAAAAAAUAAUAGUUUUUGCAAAAUAAAGAAAAAGCUUGUCAAGUGGAAAAAAAAAAAAGUUGAAAUGUGAAUGGACAUUAAACACAUCAGACCAAACUACCUGUAAAUGGAUCAUGUUUGGAGAUGUUUGUAUUUCUCUUUACAUUGUAAGAGCGUGGUUGUAGUUGCUUUUUAUUUUAUUUUUAAUUUUUUUGUAUGGCUCUGCUUGGGCUUGUACUGAGAAUGUAACUUGGUGAAGGACGGACGGUACGGGCACGGAGCUUGUCCUCUCUAUGCUCACACUUGUCCUACCGAGGACUUUUUUUUUUUUUUUUUUGACUUGCUGCAUUAAAAAUCGUCACAAAACCAAAAAUAACACUUAAUGACACUUUUACCCUUCCCUGAUUUCUGUCCUUCUUUUUCUUCUUUAAAGUAUUUAGUCCAUAUUAGUUCUUUAAAAACUAGCCCAACAUGGAAGUGCCAAAAAUGUGCAGCUGGCUACAAAAACGAGUCGAUUCCCAUGGAACACCAUGUUAAAAUGUCACACUUUACAACAGAAAUAAAGCUGAUACUAAAAAUA
This is a messenger RNA of Clarias gariepinus (North African catfish), 9163 nucleotides long. RefSeq names its product calcineurin binding protein 1 (gene cabin1). Gene Ontology annotation, cellular component: nucleus. The record is from RefSeq and is a predicted model, not a curated record. Gene Ontology annotation, biological process: chromatin organization. The coding region runs from base 209 to 7090 and encodes 2293 amino acids. The transcript is spliced from 40 exons. Gene Ontology annotation, molecular function: nucleosome binding; protein binding. NCBI's taxonomy places the organism in Eukaryota, Metazoa, Chordata, Actinopteri, Siluriformes, Clariidae.